ACAUAAUGUAAUAAACUAACCAGAAUCGUCUACCAUUCAAUCCUCCUGGAAAGAAACUUGGGGUCUAUCGCUUUCAUAACGAGAUAGGCCGGGGUAAUUAUGGAGUGGUAAAUUUUUAAUUCUAAUACGAUAUAGGUGUAUUUAGCAAGUGAUGAUUAAGGAAAUAAAUAUGCAAUAAAAUCAAUAAAGAAAGAAAUUUUCAAAGAAAAUGGAGGUAUUAUUGGAGAUCUCAUUCGAAAUGAAAAGAAUGCACUGCUCUAAAUCAAAAAUAACCAUGUUGUGAGAAUAUAUGAAUAUAUUGAGUCUGUCAAUUAAGCUUAUAUGAUUCUUGAACUUUGCGAUGGUAAUAAACUAAAUUCUAUAUAGGUGGUAACUUUGAGGGUUACCUAGCGUGCAAGAAAUUUUAAAUCACAAUUUAUGAAGCUGUUUAAUAUAUCAAAUAAAUUAUAUAAGGAGUUAACGCUUUACAUGAAAAAAGGAUUAUUCAUAGAGAUUUAAAAUUGAGUAAUAUAUUAAUGAAAGACAAUAACGCUCUAUUAAAGAUUGCUGAUUUAGGAUUCUGUCAUAUACUCUCAGACUAUGUAUUUUAAAUAUAUUACUUAGGAAUCUCUUGCUAAAUUAAAUUUAGGAACAAUUGGAACAAAAGCACCAGAAAUUAUCCUAAAUAAACCCUAUGAUUGCGCUGUUGAUAUUUUUUCCAUUGGAGUGAUGUUCUAUUAAUUGCUUUGCGGUGGGAACUAUCCCUUCAAGCCAACAACUGAGGAAGAAUACCUAGAAUAAAUAUUAAAAGGACGUAAAUUAAUUAAAGUAUCAUAGCGGAUAAUAUAAAUUUUGUAUCAUAAAAUGAAUCUCCACCACACGAAAUUUAGCAAUUAAUUAGAAGAAUGCUUCAUUAUAAUCCUGAACAAAGAUUAAAAUGGAGUGAAAUGUUUGAUUGUUCCAUUUUCAAAACAAGUUCAUAAUUAUACUAUUUAUAAAGCUCUUUAAUUGGAAACUCAUUUAGGAUUUAAUUCCAGAGUUUAGAACGUCAAAAAAAUUUAGGAUUUCUACAUUCAAAAUUAGGAGAAAAUAAUUUCAAUGGUUUCCCCUAAAUUUGCAGAUAUUGGCCACUUCACUUUCCCUGAUGAAGUUGUAAAUAAAUCCUUAACAGAAAAAGGAAAAAGCUAAUAAAUUGUUUCUAAUGAGACCUAAUUUGUAAGUACUGUAAGUUUUCAAGAUAAGGAUGAAAUUCAAUAAAUUUAAUAAGACAGUUGCAGAAUAAAUGAGCUUUUUGAAAGGUAUUUAUCCAAACAUAGAUAUUUAACACUGCACUAAAUUGUUUAUGAUCUUAUUCACAAGACUAAUCACUUGAAUGUAAAGUAACUUCUUUUUCCAGUUCUUAUCAUAUCUAAAAAGAUAUUUAAGCUAUAAAAAGAACUAAUUAAAAUCAUUGUUGAAGAUGGAAAUAUAUUUAAUUCACCUUAUUAUAAUAGCUUAAUCAGCACUGAUUAAUGGAAAGUUUUAAUUGAAGAAAUGCUAAAUAGCAAGGGUUGGAUUUAUGAAUAAAUAUAACACAACAUCAAAACUUUCGAUUUAAAUAUAAAUCAAAGACCAGAUGAUUAUAAAAAAAAAUAUGUAUAAAAUGAAUGGCUUGAGGAAGCAUUAGCUUAUUUUCCAAAAGAAAACUUUGAUAAUAUUUUUUAAUAAUGCAUAAAUCGAUAUAUAGGUUAUUUAAUUCAAGAUAUUUACUAAGUAGAGAAGGAUUAAAUAAAAAAAAAGUCUAUCAUAGUAUAUUUAGUAAAGAUUUUGACAGUUAAUGAAAUAUAUGUAGAGGAUAUACCUAUAUAUUAAUUAGAAUCAUUGCUUUAAAAUAAAAAUGUAGAUAAAAUCUUUUCAGAAUCAUACUCAUUUUAUAUGUAAAAAUAAUGA
This is a messenger RNA of Paramecium octaurelia, 1908 nucleotides long. Lineage: Eukaryota; Ciliophora; Oligohymenophorea; Peniculida; Parameciidae. The record is from the annotation of a GenBank genome assembly.